Molecule: messenger RNA, 1122 nt
Organism: Plasmodium gonderi
Lineage: Eukaryota; Apicomplexa; Aconoidasida; Haemosporida; Plasmodiidae
Product: conserved protein, unknown function
Exons: 7
Coding region: 1-1122 (373 amino acids)
Biological process (GO): DNA damage response
Molecular function (GO): single-stranded DNA binding
Source: RefSeq, a predicted model, not a curated record
AUGUGUGUACGCGUAUACUACAACAUUGACAUAAACAUUCUGAAAAAAAAGUACAACUGCAAACAAGUCCUGAACAAUGAAAAAUUAAGGAGAGGGAUGAUCAAUAAGAAAAAUUACAUGCCCAUUAUUUAUGAAAGUGCUGGAAAUGGAAAAGAAAACAAAGAUGCGGAAAAAAGGAACGUAAUCCAAGUUUGCCUAUGGGGACUGAAGCCACAUAACUACGAAAGACUUAACAAGGAAGUUCUUUUGAUUAACGCAAGAUUGGAGAGCCUACAAUCCAAAAAAUCAUUCAAUGUGCUAAUCAAUAAGAACAGAUGCGCAGUUGUAGUUAAUGGAUAUUUUGAAUGGAUGGAAAUCAGAGGAAGCUCAAAAAGAAUUCCAUAUUUUGUAUUCUUUGGAAAAGGUGAUAAUUCAUCUGAAGAAAUAACCGAAGAUACAGUUGAAACAAAAGUUGAAGACACAACUGAAGAAAAGUCUGAGGGAAAAAUUACACCAAAAAUAAAAGAAGAACGAGGGACAACUAUUAGGAUUAGGGUUAAGAAAGAAUUAGAAGUAGGUGAAAAUAUCAAAGGAAGACCUAAGAAAGACGAGAAAAAAAAAGUAAAGGAAGAAGAAGAAGCAGAAUCCCAGAGCAAUGAAGAAGAACUAGCGUUGACUGAUAAGGGAACUCCCAAAAGGAAAAAAGAAGUAGUGGAAAAGGGUAUCAAAAAAAAAAUUAAAACAGAAACAUCCAGCGAAGAUCUAGAGGAAGAGGACGAAGAGGAGAAAUCACAUGUAAUAAUUGCAGGUCUCUACAGAAUCUCAAAAGUGGACAAAAAGGAUUGCAGAUACACCAUAAUCACAACAGAAUGUGAAAAUUCCACCCUAAGAGACAUCAAUGAAAGAUGUCCGCUCCUACUAAGUGAAAAUACCAUCCGCUUGUGGCUAGAUGUUAAAAAAAAAUACGAAGACAUAAUAGAAAGUGUUAUAGAAGAGCACCAAGCAAUUUACAAGUUAAAAGCUGGACCGAUUAUGCAUCUAAAUCAAAAAGGGCAAAAAAGGCUUCUAAGAAUGAAUGUAAAAGACAAGAAGGGAAAUGAAAGCACCAUUUUAGAACACUGUGUUCACUUAGGAAAUUUGUAA